UUUAAUCCUUGUGUCCUUCCAAUUUAUUCACAGAGCACAAAUUAGUUAUGGUUGGCUUGGAUAAUGCUGGCAAAACCACAAUACUCUAUCAAUUCCUUAUGAAUGAAGUCGUACACACCAGCCCAACAAUUGGCUCCAACGUGGAGGAGGUGGUGUGGCGGAAUAUACACUUUCUGGUGUGGGAUUUGGGCGGACAGCAGAGUUUACGUGCCGCCUGGAGCACCUACUACACAAAUACAGAGUUUAUCAUAAUGGUAAUCGAUUCGACAGAUCGUGAGCGCUUAGCUGUGACGCGCGAGGAACUCUAUCGUAUGCUUCAGCAUGAGGAUCUGUGUAAAGCCAGUCUAUUAGUUUAUGCAAAUAAGCAGGAUCUCAAGGGUGCAAUGUCAGCUGCGGAAAUUUCACGUCAAUUGGAUUUAACCUCGAUUAAGAAACAUCAAUGGCAUAUACAAGCGUGUUGUGCGCUCACCGGCGAGGGUCUUUAUCAGGGUCUCGAAUGGAUCGUACAGCGCAUCAAAAAGAAAUGACAGACGUCAAAUAUGGACUGCGAUAGGAUAUAGCUAAUUACAAAAAAUAUUUAAACAGUUUUAUAUAUGUAUGUAUUUAUGUAUAAUAUAAUUACGGUAAUGUCAAAAUGUUACAACAAAAUUAAACAUAAAAAUAGUGAAUGAAAGAAUAGCGAAAAACAGACAUACAUUAUAUAUUACAUAGCAUAAGAGCGCAUAGAUUAAUUCGCGGCGCUACAAAAAUGGAGCAGCAAUUAAUAGCAAAUAAGAUCAUACAUACGAGAAGAAAAACAAUAUAUACAUAUAAAAAAAAAUAAAAAUAAAAAUAUAUAAUUAUUUUGUGUAAGCAUAAUACUUGCAAGUAAAUGAAAGCUUAUAAUUUUUUGUAAAAAAAAAUAUAUUGCAUAGGCGACACAACACAACUAAAUUUAUUAUUUUAAUAUUAAAGAAAGGUGACUGCAAAACGAUCGCUGUUAGUGCAAAUUAUAAUUAUUAUUAUUUUUAAUUCAAAAAUAUUUUUACUGCUGUUCGUUGCAUAUGUAUAUGUACACGUGUAUGCAUGCUCAAUUGUUUAGAAUUAAAUUUAUGACACAUUUGGAAAUACUUAUAUUUGUAUAUAUGUAUAUAUAUUUUUUAUAUAAUUAACUAUACAUUUUCUAUUAUUUUAUUUUAACACUUUGUUUCAAACUUUAGUUAAUAAAUUUUCUAAAUUCUGUAUUUCCAACAAUUUAAAUUUUCAGCUUAAGCUGGAUAUCUGAAGGGAACUUGCAUACAUAUUAGAAUUCUGCUGUUUUAUUGCAAAAUAAAUCUUCCAUUUAAUAAGUGUAAUCAUUGUGUUGAACGAAAAAUAAAGUGUGAAGUAACGCACUAGUUAAAGCAACACAAAAACAUUUACUUUCAAAACACAAGAAAAAAUAUUUUUAUUUGUUACAAUUACUACGUGAAAAUAAAUAGUAUUGAGCAAUAAAUA
Molecule: messenger RNA, 1476 nt
Organism: Rhagoletis pomonella (apple maggot)
Lineage: Eukaryota; Metazoa; Arthropoda; Insecta; Diptera; Tephritidae
Product: ADP-ribosylation factor-like protein 5B
Exons: 4
Coding region: 48-527 (159 amino acids)
Biological process (GO): protein localization to Golgi membrane; intracellular protein transport; vesicle-mediated transport
Cellular component (GO): trans-Golgi network; cytoplasm
Molecular function (GO): GTP binding; GTPase activity
Source: RefSeq, a predicted model, not a curated record